Drosophila takahashii is the source of this 432-nucleotide messenger RNA. It is a transcript of the gene janA, whose product is annotated as janus A. Gene Ontology annotation, molecular function: protein histidine phosphatase activity. Gene Ontology annotation, cellular component: cytosol. The record is from RefSeq and is a predicted model, not a curated record. Gene Ontology annotation, biological process: peptidyl-histidine dephosphorylation. Lineage: Eukaryota; Metazoa; Arthropoda; Insecta; Diptera; Drosophilidae.
UGCUAUUUUCAACACUUUUCCGUAAUGAAUCGUCUUCAAUUAUUCUCCAAAGGACUUCGACUGAUGCACAAAAUGUCCGAAGAAGCACUUGCAGGCGUGCCAUUGGUGCACAUCAGUCCCGAGGGCGUAUUUAAGUACAUCCUGAUCAAUGUCAUUGACGGAGGAGAUGCUUCAAAGGCUGUAGUUCGUGGUUUUUCGGAUUGCCAAUGGCAUGCCGACAUCUUCGAUCGCGAGGAGGAGGUCUUCAAAAAACUGGGUCUUCGCGCCGAGUGCCCCGGUGGCGGUCGCAUCGAGCACAAUCCCGAUAAGAAAUACCUCAAGGUCUAUGGAUACUCGCAGGGUUUUGGAAAAGGUGAUCACGCCCAGGCGAAACGCAUCUUGGCCACCAAAUACCCGGACUAUACGAUCGAAAUCUCUGAUGAAGGAUACUAG